This is a messenger RNA of Ochotona curzoniae (black-lipped pika), 2356 nucleotides long. It is a transcript of the gene MPP7, whose product is annotated as membrane palmitoylated protein 7. The transcript has 17 exons. The record is from RefSeq and is a predicted model, not a curated record. NCBI's taxonomy places the organism in Eukaryota, Metazoa, Chordata, Mammalia, Lagomorpha, Ochotonidae. Bases 166 to 1896 code for a protein of 576 amino acids. Gene Ontology annotation, cellular component: cell-cell junction; plasma membrane. Gene Ontology annotation, biological process: protein localization to adherens junction. Gene Ontology annotation, molecular function: protein binding.
GGGCCAGCGGGGCCGAGGGCCGGAGCCGGAGCGCCUCCCGCGAGCCGCGGCUGCCGGGCCAGCACCAGCUUCCAAGAUCCGUGAGUCUUGGCAGCCGGCGUGGCUGCGGGCCGUGCAUCGGACCCCGCGCGGCUCACUGAGGCCGGUGGGUGGAGCGGUGGCAUCAUGCCAGCCUUGGCCAUGGGAUCUGGCAGUGACACAGGUCUGUAUGAGCUGCUGGCUGGACUGCCAGCGCAGCUGCAGCCACAUGUGGACAGCCAGGAAGACCUGACCUUCCUCUGGGCCGUGUUUGGUGAAAAGAGCCUGCAUUCACUGGUCAAGAUUCAUGAGAAGCUGCACUGCUACGAGAAGCAGAGCCCCAGGCCCAUUCUGCACAGCGCUGCAGCCUUGGCCGGAGACCUGGCUGACGAGCUCCAGGGCAAGCCAUGCAGCCAUGAUGUCAGAGAGCUAUUGAAACUGCUGUCCAAACCCAGCGUGAAGGCCUUACUGUCUGUACACGACACUGUGGCUCAGAAGAGUUAUGACCCUGUGUUGCCGCCCAUGCCUGACGACCUUGAUGAGGAGGAGGACUCCGUAAAAAUCAUCCGCCUGGUCAAAAACCGAGAACCACUGGGGGCUACCAUCAAGAAGGAUGAGCAGACUGGCGCCAUCGUGGUGGCUCGGAUCAUGAGAGGCGGUGCUGCAGAUCGCAGUGGGUUGAUUCACGUUGGUGAUGAGCUCCGAGAAGUGAACGGGAUCCCAGUGGAAGACAAAAGACCCGAGGAAAUCAUACAGAUCCUGGCACAGUCUCAGGGAGCCAUCACAUUUAAGAUUAUACCCAGCAUCAAAGAGGAGACACCCUCCAAAGAAGGCAAGAUGUUCCUCAAGGCCCUGUUUGACUAUGAGCCCAGUGAGGACAAGGCGAUCCCGUGUAAGGAGGCCGGACUUGCAUUCCGGAAGGGCGACAUCCUUCAGAUCAUGAGCCAGGACGACCCCACAUGGUGGCAGGCGAGGCACGAGGGCGACGCCAACCCCCGGGCAGGCCUGAUUCCCUCCAAGCAUUUCCAGGAGAGGAGAUUGGCCCUGAGACGAACAGAGGUAUUAGUUCAGCCCCUGAAAGUCUCCAACAGGAAAUCAUCUGGCUUUAGAAGAAGUUUCCGGCUAAGUAGAAAAGAUAAGAAAACAAAUAAAUCCAUGUAUGAAUGCAAGAAGAGCGACCAGUAUGAUACAGCUGACGUGCCCACCUAUGAGGAGGUGAUGCCAUAUCGGCGACAGACGCACGAGAAGUACAGGCUGGUCGUCUUGGUUGGCCCCGUGGGAGUUGGGCUGAAUGAACUGAAACGGAAGCUGCUCAUCAGCGACACCCAGCACUACGGCGUGACCGUCCCCCAUACUACAAGAGCAAAACGAAGCCAGGAGAGUGAUGGCGUUGAGUACAUUUUCAUUUCCAAGCAUUUGUUUGAGACAGACGUACAGAAUAACAAGUUCAUUGAAUAUGGAGAAUACAAAAACAACUACUAUGGCACCAGUAUAGAUUCGGUGAGGUCUGUGCUUGCCAAGAACAAAGUUUGUUUGCUGGACGUUCAGCCCCAUACGGUGAAGCAUUUAAGGACACUCGAAUUCAAGCCGUAUGUGAUCUUUAUAAAGCCCCCGUCUAUAGAGCGACUCAGAGUGACAAGGAAAAAUGCCAAGAUCAUUUCUAGCAGGGAUGACCAAGCAGCUGCGAAGCCCUUCACGGAAGAAGACUUUCAAGAAAUGAUUAAAUCAGCACAGAUAAUGGAAAGUCAAUAUGGCCAUCUUUUUGACAAAAUUAUAGUAAAUGAUGAUCUCACCACGGCAUUUAAUGAGCUGAAAACAACUUUUGACAAAUUAGAGACAGAUACCCAUUGGGUCCCAGUGAGCUGGCUGCAUUCAUAACUAGGAGGAAACUCCAGCAUCAUCUUGUCUUUUUGAUUGAGUGCAUGAUUACAUUAGUUGCCGUUUUGGUGGUGGGGUUUUUUUUUUCCGUCGGUGUCACUGUCACAGCUGGUUUUUUGUGUAUGUCUCUUACAGCCUUAUUUGAAACACAAUGAGUGAAUUUAGGAUCCAGAAUCAAAAUUUGCACAGUACUGUUUUUCACGCACAAUGUGGAGCCUCCUUGUCAUCCUUAGUAGAAAAAUCCAGUGGGAGGCUGGAUUUUUUUUUUCCCUAAAGAACUGCAGCUGGAGACUUGGGGUACGCUGGUGUCCGGCGCGUCUUCCCAUCCCCAAGGUGGGCCCGACCAUCCAAGCCUGCCUGUUAGCCACAGACGCCUUAACGAGUGGCCUUGGCACUGCUCCACCCAGCCGGGAGCACUCGGCUGCUUCCCAUGUGGCACAAAAUAGAUGGGUAGAGCUGA